UCCUUGCGCUCAAGAUGGCGGCGGCCGUGAGGGCCGGCCCGGGCCUCGGGGCGGGCAGGGCUCGGCUCCGCCGCGCUGAGGCCGCCCGGCCCCUCCCGACGGGCUCCGGAGCGGCGGGGAGGGGCCGGGCCCGGCCAUGAGCGGCGCGGCGGAGGCGCGGGAGCUGGAGGAGCGGCUGCGAGAGGCGGCGGCCCUGGGGGACGUGGCGGAGGUGCGGCGGCUGCUGGGCGCGGGGGUGGACAUCGACUCCCGCAACGAGAUCAAUGGCUGGACGUGCCUGCACUGGGCCUGUAAGCGGAACCAUGCCCAGGUGGUGUCCUGCCUGCUGGAGGCUGGCGCAGACAAGCAGCUCCUCACCGCUACGGGAGAGCUGGCGGCACAGCUAACGUCGAAACCAGACAUCCUCAGGAUUUUGGGAGCGGAACAAACUGAAUGCCAAGGAGUGAAGGAUUUAAAUUUACCCAUUGUUGCGAACUACUUGGCCAGCCCACCACUGCCUAACGUUUACACUGAAGAAAGCAUUCCAGGCAGCUUGGCAGAAUCCCAGAAUGAAAGUGCUUCCAUCUCUUCUGCUUCCCAGAGUGAAACGAGCCCUUGUCCGUCAGCAGCUCAGGCCGAAAGCACCUGCGUGCCCGUGUCAUGCAGCAGCAGCAGCAGCGAGACUCUCCCCGCCCCGGGCGCUGCAGCCAGGCCAGCCCCGGUGCCCGCCGUGGCUGCAGCCUCAGCGGGCGCCAGCCCAGGGGUGCCCUACGGCCCCGGCUGCCCCCUGGCCACGGCCCCCAGCCUGGGGCUCUGCUCCCCGGGAGUGUCCGGCCGGGCUGUGCCUCUGCAGGCAGACACCGCCCCCAGCGGCCCUGCACCCGCCUUCCAGCCCUUCUUCUUCACCGGGACAUUCCCCUACAACGUGCAAGAAAUUGUGCUCAAGGUCAGAGUCCAGAACCUGAGAGACAAUGACUUCAUUGAGAUUGAACUGGACAGACAAGAAUUGACCUAUCAAGAUCUGCUCAGAGUGAGCUGCUGUGAACUGGGCGUUAAUCCAGAGCAAGUAGAGAAGAUCAGAAAACUACCCAAUACACUUCUAAGAAAGGACAAGGAUGUUGCCAGACUCCAGGACUUCCAGGAGCUGGAGCUGGUCCUGUGGAGGAGUGAGAGCUCUCCGUUCCGCAGCGCUGCGGCCAAGCUCACCUACUGACCCCGGACUGCAGCCUGGGCACCUGGCACUGACAGCUGCUGCCUCUGGAAAGCAGUGACUUACGUGUGUAAACCUUAAGUUAUUAUUAGGGUUACUAUUUUAACUAAUAUUUUGUAUUUUAUAAUUAAUAUCCUAUUUGCUUUUAUUUUUUGAUACAGUAUUCAGCAAAGGGAUACCUCAUUGGUCUAGUAAUAUCACAUGCUUCCAGUGUAUUUCAGGGUAGUUUAUUGGUUGUAUCUGGCAGCAGGGAGCACGAAAGAUGUAAUUAUUGAUAUGAAAAUUAUGUUAAGUACACCCACUCCGAUCAAGUAAGACUCAUGGAAAGAUUCAGGAAAUUGUGUGCCUCUGUGUGUAGAUAUGUAUUUUAAACUUCCUCAUUAAAUUAAACAAAAGAGACACACAAUGAAUAGUUGCUCUCUAAAGAUGUCAAUGUGCAAAUCCUUAAUCUCUUGCCCCUCACAAACACUCACCAAGAUGGGUUACCUAGACACUUAAUGCUCAGAAGUGGCAGAAUAUGGAAUAAGUGGAAUAAGUAUGUCCAUAUUUAAAUGUUAACUUCCCCUGUGAGAAUAUUGUACCUCCACCAAAAAAAUAGAAAAGCCUCUUGUAAAUGUCCCUUAAUCAAGUCUCAAUUGAGUUGAAGUGCCCUUUCAAGAGAAAGCCCUUGUUUCAGGAGAUGGGGAGGAGAGCCCAGUCUGUGUCUGUGGUUUACUUUCUGACCAGUGUGAGCCUGUGCAUUACUCACACCGGGUGUCAGGACUGUCAGGACAGCAAAGCUCUCCGUGGCCCUCCCUCGUACACCCGUUCCAAGGGGGGUGGUGGUUUCUGCUGUGUGAGGAGAAGCACAGCAGUGUUCUCAUGAGGGAUCUCAGCUCCGAGGAACACAGCAUGCUUUUCUGAGCCACUAGAUGGGAAACACACCACCAGCAACCAUUUAACUUGUAACUUUACAUCAUGCACGGUCUACUGUCCCUGUUACAUACCUUGCUUUAGCCAGGUGAGUACUGAAAGGGCUGAAUGCCUUUGGGUGCUUUCAACUUUUUUUUUUUUUCUCCUCUUUGUGAGGAGUGAAAAAAAAAACCAACUCUGGUUAAGCUACAGACUGUUUAACUUGCAUUAAAGUAAAUCACUAGUGAAAAAAAUCAACUGUGGGUUAAAGUCACAGCAGUGCUGAAGUAUAAACAACCUGAUGCUUUUCCGGAUCAACAAAGCACCCUGGAAAGUUACACUUUUGGAGGCUGUUUUCUUUUUUACCAAAAAAUAUGAUGCUGACCUUUGCACCAAAAACCUUAACUGGGCCCUGAGGUGGGUGGAGGGGUGAGGGACUUAAUUCUGCAUGAGCCGCUUUUUCUACCCUCCAUUCCCCCCUUCUCCCCCUGCCCCAAACUGUAUUGACUUUCCUUCCAUCUCUGCUUUAUGAAGCUGCACUAGAGCAGAGUUUCUGUUUGUUGUUGGUCUGGACUGCAGUGUUGACACUCAACUCUAGCACAGCACCAGGUUCUGGUAGAAGCAGCAUGGCUGCACCCUCCCCUGUGUCCCGCUUUACCCGGGAAGACUCCUUCAAGCUGCUGCACACCAAGAGAACACAAACCCCUUCUGCCAGCACAGGAGAUGCUAGACUCUUGGCUCAGGAUUUCACUGAGUUACUUAGACUUAAAAUUCUUGCUUGCUGCAGUCAAAAUAAUUAAAUUUCUUUCCUCCAUCCACAUCACCUCAACCCUGCCAACUUCCCAUUCUCAAUCCUGGUUUUCUCCAGCCACUGUAUCAAAAUUUAGCUGAACUACUUUAGUGCCAGAUUAAACUCCUGGGAAGCUUAAGACUGUGACAUAGUAUGAAGUAAAACUUCUUAACUAAGGGUCCUGCUUUGUUUUUCUUGUAGGACAGCAAAGAAGGUUUUAUUUUAACAAUUGUGUAUUUACCUUUCCAGCAUAACUUGGAGGCUAACUCAGAUUGUGUGCAAUAACUGUCUGAAACAGUAGUGGUUAAAUGGCUCAAAAUUAAUUAAGAGUAUCUAAUUUCUUUCCAGUUCCUUUACUUAGGAAGUCAGUGUAAGGACUGUCUCCACUAAUUACUGAGUGUUCUGCUAGAGGGCAGCUGGUUUAAAAAGCUUUAUUUCUCUAGUUUUCACCAAGAAUAAUAGUUAAUGUGUUAAGACCUAAACUCUACUCAUAAUCUGACUGUAAUAACAGUAAAUCUAUGCAUUCAGAGAAAUAUUUUUGUAUGUUUUAUGCAGUUUGAUAAAUUCUAAGGCACACUAGUUAUGUUAACUGUUUUUUGUUGGGCUUUUUCUUUGAACAAUAAACUGUUGGAAUGACAACUGA
Prinia subflava (tawny-flanked prinia) is the source of this 3513-nucleotide messenger RNA. Its product is annotated as ankyrin repeat domain-containing protein 40-like. Lineage: Eukaryota; Metazoa; Chordata; Aves; Passeriformes; Cisticolidae. The record is from RefSeq and is a predicted model, not a curated record. The transcript is spliced from 5 exons. Bases 137 to 1192 code for a protein of 351 amino acids. Gene Ontology annotation, molecular function: protein binding.